UCCUGGACGGUUGUCCCUGAUUUUACACAUCAUGCCCACUCUGCCUCAUUGUCAGCGGUAGCAGUGAAUAACAGAUAUGUGGUGACAGGGAGCAGAGAUGAGACAAUCCAAAUCUAUGACAUGAAAAAGAAGAUAGAACAUGGGGCACUGCUGCAGCACAAUGGCACAAUAACUUGUUUGGAGUUCUAUGGUACUGCCCAUCUUCUGAGUGGGGCUGAAGAUGGACUAAUUUGUAUCUGGAACACAAAGAGAUGGGAAUGCCUGAAAUCCAUUAAGGCCCAUAAGGGGCACGUGACAUCUCUCUCUAUUCAUCCUUCUGGGAAAUUAGCUUUAUCAGUAGGAACGGAUAAAACAUUAAGAACUUGGAAUCUUGUAGAAGGACGGUCAGCCUUUAUCAAAAACCUGAAGCAAAAUGCCCACAUAAUUAAAUGGUCCCCUGAUGGAGAGAGGUAUGUGACCGUGCUAACAAAUAAAGUGGAUAUCUACAAACUUGACACAGCUUCAAUCACUGGCACUAUCACAACAGAGAAGAGAAUUUCUUCACUUAGAUUUAUUACAGAUUCUAUCCUUGCCAUAGCUGGAGAUGAUGAAAUUAUAAGGUUCUACAGCUGUGACUCUCAAAAAUGCCUGUGUGAAUUUAAAGCUCAUGAAAACAGAAUAAAAGAUAUCUAUAGUUUUGAAAGAGAAGGACAACAUGUUAUUGUUACUGCAUCCAGUGAUGGUUACAUUAAAAUGUGGAAUUUGGAUCUUAAUAAGAUUAAAGAUGUGCCGUCUUUACUGUGUGAAGUCAAUACCAAAGCUAGACUGACAUGUCUUGCAGUAUGGCUUGACCGAGCUUCUGAAACUAAUGAAAAUUCUGAUAAAGCUGCAACAUCAUCUCAAGCAAAUGAAGAUGACAAAUCAUCAAUAGUCAGGAAAAGAAAAGUUUGUUGGACUGAUAAAAGUGAUAAAACAGCGAACGGAAAGAGAAAAAUUACUCCAGAGAAGCAAAAAUUGGAAUCUCCACUGCAAAAGAAGAAAAAGAAACAGAACAGCUCAGCAUGAAGGCAGCUACUUUCUCUCCUGACUAAAAAGUAAAUGGUGGUGUUGCUGUAGUUUUUGUAAGGAUGUAAACCUCUGACAGGACAUAUACCUCUGAACAGAGCUAUUGGUUAAAAGUAAUUAAUGGUUUUACUCUAAUAAAUUGACUGAUCCUUCUGGGAA
Pterocles gutturalis (yellow-throated sandgrouse) is the source of this 1203-nucleotide messenger RNA. It is a transcript of the gene PAK1IP1, whose product is annotated as PAK1 interacting protein 1. NCBI's taxonomy places the organism in Eukaryota, Metazoa, Chordata, Aves, Pterocliformes, Pteroclidae. The record is from RefSeq and is a predicted model, not a curated record. Gene Ontology annotation, molecular function: protein binding. The transcript is spliced from 9 exons. The annotation marks the transcript as partial.